AUGGCGUCGUACCUGGAAAAUGCAUACAGCCUGGUCCACCAGGAUAACUCGGCGGAUCAGCCUAGUCUGCAGGAAUUGAAAAUGCAAUUGGAAAAGGGGACCGACGAGACCAAGCAGGAGACGAUGCGGAGAAUCAUAACAAUCAUGCUCAAUGGCGACCCAAUGGCCGGACUGCUCAUGCAUAUUAUUCGUUUCGUCAUGCCAUCGAAGAACAAGCCUCUAAAGAAACUCCUCUACUUCUACUACGAGAUAUGUCCGAAGCUUGAUGCCAAUGGCAAAUUGAAGCAAGAGAUGAUUCUAGUCUGCAACGGUAUCCGAAAUGACUUGCAACACCCUAACGAGUACAUUCGAGGCAAUACCCUCCGCUUUCUUUGCAAGCUCCGCGAGCCCGAGCUUAUCGAACCCCUCCUCUCCUCCGCUCGCUCUUGCUUGGAACACCGUCAUGCCUACGUCCGGAAGAACGCAGUGUGGGCGAUCUCAUCUAUCUUCCAACACUCCGAGUCGUUGAUUCCCGAUGCCCCUGAACUCCUUCAAACCUUCCUCGAAUCAGAAAGUGACCACACUUGCAAGCGCAAUGCGUUCGCCGCUUUGAUGUCCAUCAGCCACCAGAAGGCCUUGGAGUAUUUGAGUACAACUUUCGACAGUAUUCCCAAUGCCGAUGAACUGCUUCAGUUGGCCGAGCUGGAGUUUAUCAGGAAAGAUGCUGUUCAGAAUGCGCAAAAUAAGGCACGGUAUCUACGUUUGAUUUUUGACCUCCUAGAUGCCUCAGCAAGCACUGUCAUAUACGAAGCUGCCACUUCCCUUACCGCCCUUACCAGCAACCCUGUCGCUGUCAAGGCCGCAGCUUCGAAGCUAAUCGAACUCAGCAUCAAAGAGGCUGAUAACAACGUCAAACUCAUUGUUCUUGACAGAGUAGAUCAGCUAAGAAUCCGAAAUGAGGGAGUGCUCGAGGAUCUGACCAUGGAAAUCCUGCGCGUUCUGUCCAGCCCUGACAUUGAUGUUCGUCGCAAAGCCCUCGGCAUCGCAAUGGAGAUGGUGUCCAGCAAGAAUGUGGAGGAAAUCGUCAUGCUCUUGAAGAAGGAACUCGCCAAGACCGUGGAUGAACAGUAUGAAAAGUCGAGCGAAUACCGACAACUCCUUAUACAAUCCAUCCAUCACUGCGCCAUCAAAUUCUCAGAGAUCGCCGCCAGUGUUGUCGAUUUGUUGAUGGACUUUAUUGGCGACUUCAAUAACAACUCAGCCGUUGAUGUCAUCUCCUUUGUCAAGGAGGUUGUCGAGAAAUUUCCCAAGCUUCGUGGCUCUAUCAUCGAGCGCCUGGUAGCCACUCUCAGCGAAGUACGAGCCGGCAAGGUCUACCGAGGAGUCCUAUGGGUAAUUGGAGAAUACUCAUUGGAAACAAGUGAUAUCCGUGAGGCCUGGAAACGUAUCAGAGCCAGUCUAGGAGAGAUUCCUAUCUUAGCAUCAGAACAACGCUUGUUGGACGAAGUGCCUGACGACAAUGCUGCUGUCCUUGAGCAGGUCAAUGGCCACAAGGCAGCAGCUCCUAGCGGAUCUCGCAAAGUUCUGGCAGACGGCACAUACGCCACUGAAAGCGCUUUGACAAGUCAAUCAGCUGCAGCUGCUAAACUAGAGGCAGUCAAGGCUGCUCAGAAGCCCCCACUGCGACAGCUUAUUCUUGAUGGCGACUAUUACCUCGCAACAGUUUUGUCAUCUACUCUCACAAAGCUCGUCAUGCGACACGCUGAGGUCUCUCAGGACGCCGCUCGAACCAACGCUCUCCGUGCCGAGGCUAUGCUUAUCAUGAUUUCAAUAGUCCGAGUCGGUCAGUCUCAGUUUGUCAAGGCCCCUAUUGAUGAGGACUCGGUGGAUCGGAUUAUGACUUGUGUGCGAUCCCUAUCUGAAUUUUCCGAACGAAAAGAGCUUGAAACUACAUUUUUGGAAGACACUAGGAAAGCAUUCAAGACUAUCGUGCAAGCCGAAGAGAAGAAGCGCGCUGCCAAGGAAGCGUCCGAGAAGGCCAAGACUGCCGUCCAGAUUGACGAUGCCAUUCCCAUCAGACAACUUACCAAGAAGAAUGCCGGAGAAGGUACCGAUGAAAUUGAGCUGGAUCUCAUCAAGGCUACCGGUGGAGAUGCUACCGUGGAGGACCUGUCAUCGAAGCUUAGCCGUAUAGUACAAUUGACAGGCUUUUCGGAUCCUGUAUAUGCCGAAGCGUAUGUCCAAGUACAUCAAUUUGAUAUCAUCUUGGACGUGCUUUUGGUCAACCAGACAACGGAAACUCUACAGAAUCUUUCAGUGGAAUUCGCAACAUUGGGAGAUUUGAAGGUCGUCGAGCGCCCAACGACACAGAAUCUAGGUCCUCGGGAUUUCUUGAAUGUCCAAGCCACAGUCAAAGUGUCCUCAACUGAUGCAGGCGUCAUCUUCGGAAAUGUUGUCUACGAUGGGUCUAGCUCUACGGAGACACACGUUGUCAUUCUCAACGAUAUUCAUGCUGAUAUCAUGGACUACAUUCAACCUGCUUACUGCACCGAAACGCAAUUCCGCACGAUGUGGACGGAAUUCGAGUGGGAGAACAAGGUCAACAUAAAUUCAAAAGCCAAGGAUCUUCGCGAAUUCUUGAAACAGCUUAUGGAAAGUACUAACAUGACCUGCUUGACGCCUGACGCAUCCCUUCAAGGUGACUGCCAGUUCCUGAGCGCCAACUUAUAUGCCCGCAGCGUGUUCGGCGAGGAUGCGUUGGCGAACUUAAGUAUCGAGAAAGAAGGAGAGGACGGUCCUAUCACCGGCUUCGUGCGGAUAAGAAGUCGCUCGCAAGGUCUUGCAUUAGCUUUGGGCAACCUCAAGGGCCUCAAAGCUUCUGCCGCAUAG
Molecule: messenger RNA, 2868 nt
Organism: Talaromyces amestolkiae
Lineage: Eukaryota; Fungi; Ascomycota; Eurotiomycetes; Eurotiales; Trichocomaceae
Exons: 5
Coding region: 1-2868 (955 amino acids)
Biological process (GO): intracellular protein transport; endoplasmic reticulum to Golgi vesicle-mediated transport; intra-Golgi vesicle-mediated transport
Cellular component (GO): COPI vesicle coat; cytoplasm
Molecular function (GO): structural molecule activity
Source: RefSeq, a predicted model, not a curated record